GUUAACUUCUAACCUCGUUCGCAUUUGAAUAAAAAAAUCCCUGCUAUAUUUCUUUUGCAUACAUAAAAUCCUGAAGCAAACCAAAAGCCUUUGCCAAUUUAAAAAUGUAAAAAAGCCCGCUACUUCCUUUGCUUCUGUCUCUUUCGCAAUUUCAAAUCCAGCCUUCUACUUUAGGAGAGAUCCUCAAAAUACCCUUUUCAGCAAAACUUCUACAGCUUCUUCAAAUUUGGGGUUUUCCAGGAAAUGGAAGAUCAUGCUGAUUCUUCCAUGCUUUCUAAUGCCUUGUUAGUGCCAGUAAAGAGGAGCAUUGAUGAUUUGGAGGAAAGACAUGAAAUUUCACCUAAGAGAACCAAAAUGACUGAUCUUAAUUCUGUCAUCUGCUCUGAAGAAAACAAUGCCCAAAAUUCCAAAUCUUUAAAAAGAAGAGAAUCUAGACACCAAUUGCAGUUAAGUGGAGAAGAGGUGGAGGUAUCUCAAGUUACUGAGGUACCAAUAAACUUCAACUUUGAUAGUUAUAGAACUAAUGGGGAAAAGUUGUUGGCAGUGGUCCAUCCUGUCUCUCUUUCUCUUGAUCUCAACACUGAGAUUUGCACUGCUAUCAAUGAAUCCUCUGAUAUCAAUCCGGAAUGCGAAGAAAACUUCGACAAAUUGUGUUCACAAGAGAGUCGUUGUGUAACCUCCAAUGGAAUUGGCUUGGGUUUGAAUGUGGAAGAUGUUUGUAGCUCGAUAAACCACGAAUUAAUUCAUCAAAAACAUGACAAGAGUUCGAAGACAAGGAAUGUUUCUGACUGUGGAAGUUCUCUUGGUCUUGUGGGGGAGAAAGACUCAUUGAGGGUUUGGAAAGAGAUGAAGCAAAAUGGUUUUCUUUCAUCUUCUCAUGGAGGUUUAUCUAUGCAAAGUGGUUUGGUGUCAACUUCUCAUGGUGGAAGAUCAGUUCCGAAGCAUUGUGGGAGGAAAAGUAAGAAUGAUACGCUCAAGAAGAAGAUGGAACUUGCAAAGAAAGAACAGGUUGACAGGUUCACAAAAAUUGCUGGUCCAAGUGAACUGCUCAAUGGAUUAAACCCUGGGAUUGUAAAUCAUGUUAGAAAUAGAAAACAGGUCCAUUCCUUAAUAGAUGCCUUGGUAAAGUCCGAAAAACUAGAAAAUUUGCAUCCUGGAAGCAAACAGGCAAGUCAUGUCCAGAGUGGAACUAAAGAUGACGAUGGCAAUAAGUAUCAGGGAAGUAUGGACGGUGAGCCUCCCAAUAUUACAUCUAUAAGCAAUAAAGCAAGAGGUUAUCCAGUGCCAAUGCAUAAGUCAAUUUCCUCAACAAUAGAAAAAAAAAGUAGAAAUGGUGAGUUAAGCAUGUUAAGCCCACUCGGUGAGGAUGAUACACUCACAUUGAAGUUGUCAUCAUCAACGAAGGCGUUUGAAAGUGCUGCUUGCUCUUUGUCUAAUGAGGAAUCAGCAAACAUUACCAGUGCCACUUCUCUCUCAGUAAAAGCUGCAACUGUCGCAUCUCAAUGGUUGGAACUUCUUCAGCAGGAUAUUAAAGGGCGUCUUUCUGCACUGCAACGUAGCAAGAAAAAAAUAAGAGCUGUAGUUACUACAGAACUACCUUUUCUCAUAUCAAAAGAAUUCUCCUCUAACCAAGGGAGUGAUCCCAAUGUCAAAAGAAAUGCUGCUGAUGGAUUUUCCCAUGAUGCUACUGCUGAGAUGCAUAGAGCAAGAUGGAGUGCAAUGUUUGAUCGGAUGGAUAAAGCUCUUUCUGAAGAAGAGAAACAACUAGAAGUUUGGUUGAACCAAAUAAUCGGGAUGCAAUUGCUUUGUCAUCAGGGCUUGCAGCAUAUGCAUUGGAAUGUACUUUACAAUUUGCCACAACAAACAGUAUCAGGAAACAACAUCAGAUCAGGGAUCGGGGAUAGCUUUGACCGGGAAUUGGCUGUAAUGGCAGCUGCAGCUUCCAUUUAUUCAACGUGUGAUUUCAUGUUGUCGAAGGAGAAUGUACUCCAAACCUAGAUUGAAUUUUCUUAAUGCUAUCCUAGUAACAGCAAUGUUCAUUAACCGCAUACUAGUUUGAUAUAGCGUUGCUGGGUUGUGAAUUUCUAAUAGAACUGGGCAGGCAGUGCCUUGGCCUGUUGGUUAAAUGGUAGACUUACAACUUUAGUUCCUUUUAAAUAUUAAAUCCUUUUAGUGUCUACAUUAAAUAAAUAAAAAAUUAUAUUUUUGUUUAAAA
This is a messenger RNA of Gossypium arboreum, 2215 nucleotides long. RefSeq lists its product as uncharacterized. NCBI's taxonomy places the organism in Eukaryota, Viridiplantae, Streptophyta, Magnoliopsida, Malvales, Malvaceae. The record is from RefSeq and is a predicted model, not a curated record. The transcript has 7 exons. Bases 244 to 1998 code for a protein of 584 amino acids.